Molecule: messenger RNA, 1746 nt
Organism: Lycium barbarum (goji berry)
Lineage: Eukaryota; Viridiplantae; Streptophyta; Magnoliopsida; Solanales; Solanaceae
Exons: 1
Coding region: 1-1746 (581 amino acids)
Source: RefSeq, a predicted model, not a curated record
AUGAUUUACGAUGCUGCUGGCCCUGAAAUCAUGGAUGAUUCCAGUGGGAAGUUUCAACAUGGUGAUGCUUCGGAGCCUACUUCAAAAAAUUUCAAAUUAUUGGAGGAUGCUGCACAACAACUUUAUCCUGGUUCUGAGACAUUCUCCAAGCUAUCACUGAUUGUGGAACUAUUCCAAAUCAAGUGUCUUUUGGGGAUAAGUGAUAAAGCAACUAAUAGCAUACUGAAGUUAAUUAAGCGAGCACUUCCUUCUGGUGAAAGUUUACCAGAGACAUUCUAUGGAGCAAAACAAUUGAUUAGAAAUUUAGGCCUUCGUUAUGAAAAAAUACAUGCUUGCGAGAAUGACUGCAUGUUAUUCUGGAAACAUAAUGCAAAAGCUGAAUCUUGCUCGGUUUGUGGUGAAUCUAGGUGGAAAUCCGUUGAAGGUCAAAAAACUAAUGGCGGUCCUCAAGGAAAGACCAAGAACAAAGUUCCUCGAAAAGUUUUACGUUACUUCCCCUUGAAACCAAGAUUGCAAAGGUUGUUUAUGUCAUCAGAAAUUGCUUCAGACAUGACAUGGCAUCAUGAUCAGCAUUUGAAAGAUGGGGUUCUUAGACAUCCAGCAGACUCAGAGGCGUGGAAACAUUUCGAUACAUCUAAUCCAAGAUUUUCUAGAGAUCCUCGUAAUGUUAGACUUGGAUUAGAAUCUAACGGGAUAAAUCCUUUUGGUAACUUAAGUGUUUGUCAUAGCACUUGGCCAGUGAUUAUUACUGUAUAUAACUUACCCCCUUGGAUGUGCAUGAAGCCACCAUAUGGCUUCUUGUCUUUGUUGAUACCUGGCCCUAAAGCUCCUGGAAAUGAUAUCGAUGUGUACUUAGAACCAUUGGUAGACGAGUUGCGAGAGUUAUGGUAUUAUGGAGUCGAUACAUAUGAUGCUUCGAGAAGAGAGAAUUUUUGUAUGCGGGCAGCACUCUUAUGGACUAUAAAUGAUUUUCCAGCUUAUGCCUACUUGUCUGGAUGGAGUACGAAGGGAGCUUUGGCUUGUCCUUCAUGCAACAAAGAGACUCCUUCUACUCGAUUAAAGUAUGGUCGUAAGUUUUCUUACAUGGAUGCUCGUAGGUUUCUAUCAUCUAAUCAUAAAUGGCGGCGGAAUAAACGUGAUUUUAAUGGAGAAGUAGAAAAACGAUCUGCUCCUAAAGCUCUCUCUGGAGAUGAUGUUUUAAACCAGUUGUCCAGUUUGGAAGACGUGACAUUUGGUAAGACCCAAAAAAAACAAAAAUACGAAAAAAGUAAAGGGAUUCAUAACUGGAGGAAGAAAAGCAUUUUUUUCAAACUUCCUUACUGGAAAAAUAAUUUAAUACGCCACAAUUUAGAUGUGAUGCAUAUUGAAAAAAAUGUUUGUGAUAAUAUCAUUGGGACAUUAUUAGAUAUAGAAGGAAAGGCAAAAGAUAAUCUGAAUGCUCGUCGUGAUUUGAAGGAAAUGGGUAUAAGGAAAGAUUUGCACGCAACUCAAAAGGAUGGAAAAUGGUAUUAUCCAGCAGCAUGCUAUUCUUUAUCACCAGAUGAGAAGUCUACAGUAUGCAAGUUCUUGAAAAUGGUUAAGGUUCCAGAUGGUUAUUCUUCCAAUGUAUCACGGUGGGUGAAGUUAAAGGAUCGUAAAGUUUAUGGAAUGAAGAGUCACGAUUCUCAUAUUCUGUUGGAACAGUUGCUUCCUCUUGCGAUUCGCGGAGUCGUGCCAAACAAUGUCAUGAUGCUAUCACCGAGUUAA